AUGAGGCUUCUACUGCUCUGGGGCUGGAUCAUUAUUCCAGGUUAUGAAGCCUUGGUGGGUCCAAAGGAAGUCAGUGGGCCAGAGGGAAGUUCUCUGUCUGUGCAAUGUUCCUAUGAGGAUAAGCAUCAAGAAAAGAGGAAAUAUUGGUGCAAAGUCAAGGGAAUAAUUUUUAGCCACUGUGACACUUUCAUCAUUACGGAGGCAGGGAAAGAAGAGAUGGUUGGCAAGGUGUCCAUCAAGGACAAUCCUGAAAAUGGAACAUUCACUGUGAUCAUAAGGGAAGUCACCUUGAAGGAUGCUGGGAAAUAUCUGUGUGGGAUUUCCCUAAUUGGAUUUGAUGAGGUUUUUGCAGUCACUGUGGUUGUUUUUUCAGGGCUCAGGAGUUCUGUCUCCCCAAACCCCUCCCCUCAGCCUUUCUCUACAAGGAGUGUCCAGCAAGGGGCAAAAGUUUGGAAAACUCAGUCUCCAGAGUUGAGGCUUGGGAGUUCUGUCUCCUCAGAUCUUGCCCUUCAGCCUCUCUCUACAAAGAGUGUCCAGCAGGGGGCAAAAGUUUACCCAAGAGUGAACACCAGAGCAGAAAUCCUUCGAAGGGGCCAAGAGACCCUACAGACAAGAACCCAACAACAUGCGGGCCAAGCAGUCACUUCCCACCAUAGCUCCAGUGAUAUGAACCCAAGGUCCAGGCCUUCCAUCCCAUUGAUCCGCUUCUGGCUCCAUGCAUCAUCCUCCUGUUGCUAUUGGUGGUGA
Vombatus ursinus (common wombat) is the source of this 747-nucleotide messenger RNA. RefSeq names its product CD300 molecule like family member g (gene CD300LG). Gene Ontology annotation, cellular component: plasma membrane. NCBI's taxonomy places the organism in Eukaryota, Metazoa, Chordata, Mammalia, Diprotodontia, Vombatidae. The record is from RefSeq and is a predicted model, not a curated record. Gene Ontology annotation, molecular function: transmembrane signaling receptor activity.